AAACACGUUGGUUUAAAAUGAGGUUGAAGUAAUCUCUUACCUUAAUUUGAAACCAUUUUGUAUUAAAACUUAAAAACCAUAUAAAUAGGUUUAGGGUUUCCGUUCACUAUUAUCGUCUCUUACUAUUUCACCCAACACCACCGACCUUCCACCUUCCGCCACCGUUUUCCGGCAAACCGGCACCAUCCUUCCAUUUUUCCGAUCUUACAGUUUGAUCUUUGCAUUUGAGUACUUUGGUUAAAGGUUUCUUCCAGUCUCAACCAUGGCAACUAGACUUCAGUUUGAGAAUAAUUGUGACAUUGGAGUGUUCUCUAAACUUACCAAUGCCUAUUGUAUGGUUGCUAUUGGAGGCUCUGAAAGCUUCUACAGUGUAUUUGAGUCCGAGUUAUCAGGUGUUAUCCCAGUGGUGAAGACAUCUAUUGCUGGCACACGCAUUGUUGGUCGUCUAUGUGCUGGAAACAAGAAUGGUCUUCUCUUGCCCCAUACCACCACAGACCAAGAACUUCAACAUUUGAGAAACAGUCUACCUGAUCAAGUUGUUGUUCAGAGGAUAGAAGAAAGAUUAUCUGCUCUGGGAAAUUGUAUAGCAUGUAAUGACCACGUGGCUCUCACUCACACCGAUCUCGACAGGGAGACUGAGGAGAUAAUUGCAGACGUUCUUGGAGUAGAAGUUUUCAGGCAGACCAUUGCUGGUAAUAUUCUUGUUGGUAGUUUCUGCGCCCUCUCCAAUAGAGGUGGUUUGGUCCACCCUCACACUUCAAUAGAAGAUUUGGAUGAACUUUCUACACUUCUUCAAGUUCCUUUGGUAGCCGGGACCGUCAACCGAGGUAGUGAAGUGAUAGCUGCUGGAAUGACAGUUAAUGAUUGGACAGCAUUUUGUGGUUCAGACACCACAGCAACUGAGCUCUCUGUCGUUGAGAGUGUUUUCAAGCUGAGGGACUCACAGCCUAGUGUCAUUGUGGAUGAGAUGAGGAAAUCACUCAUUGAUAGCUAUGUUUGAAAAUUAAUUGAUAGUAUUGAUGACUUUUGGUAAACAUGUUUUAAAUUUUGGUUAUAGUUUUUGUCUUGUAAUGUGAAGACUUUUGGUGAAGAUGUUAUUUUUGUUAUAGUUUUGGCUUAUGCAAUGUGAACACUUAUGUUCUAAAAAGGAUUGAUUGUAAUUUUACUUGUUUGUGAUAUCGGUUAUUGAGUGUUGGGAUACUUUGAUCCAAGGCAUAUUUGGUUUAA
Cicer arietinum (chickpea) is the source of this 1227-nucleotide messenger RNA. RefSeq names its product eukaryotic translation initiation factor 6-2-like. The record is from RefSeq and is a predicted model, not a curated record. Gene Ontology annotation, biological process: cytosolic ribosome assembly. Gene Ontology annotation, molecular function: ribosome binding. NCBI's taxonomy places the organism in Eukaryota, Viridiplantae, Streptophyta, Magnoliopsida, Fabales, Fabaceae.